GGGCCCGGGGCCCCCGCUGCGAUUUCGCUCGAAGGUCAGCGGCGACACAACAGGAAAUCGCGCUGCCUCGGCCGGGCAGCCGGGCCGGAGCCAGAGCGCCGCGCCGUGCCGUCCCGGGGGUGCUCCCGGCCCUCUGUCCCGACUGGGGGGCUCACGGGGAGCCCACACCACCGCCACCCUCCAUGGAAGGGGGACGGGAGCCGGGGAGCAGCCGCUGUCCCCAGGGUGGAAGAUGCAGGGCCGAAGCCCCCAGCUGAGCAUGGAGCUAAACAGACUGCUCCUCCUCACAUCCUUCCUCCUGCACAUGGAAGACAGCCAUGCCAGCCCAACACGGCUGGUCUGUGACAACAGACUCAUCCAGAAGUACAUCGUCGAGGCCAAGGACAUGGAGAAGAGAACGGGCCAGUGCCAGGCACUGCCAACGCUCAGCUGCCCUGCAGUGCUGCCUUUGGUGGACUUCAGCCUCCAGCAGUGGAAAUCCAAAUCGAAUGAGACCAAGCGGCAGGAGAUCCUCUGUGACCUGGCACUGGUGGUGGGUGCUGUGGUGGAGGCCCAGGGCCACGUGACGCUGGAGUGUGGGGCCAGGCAGCUGAGCCAGCUUUACCAACAUGCCAACUUCUUCUUCCUACUCCUGCAGACCUUCAGCUUGGAGGCAGGACCGCAGGAGCCAGGCUGCUCCCCACGCACCAUGGAGCAGACCCAUGUCACCAGCAUCUUCCUCACCUAUCGAAAGCUGGUGCAGGGCAAGCUGCGCUUCUUCUUCCACGACCUGGCCAAAGACUUGUGCAAGCAAGGCCAGAGGGGUGACAGAGACCCUCAAUGUGGGGCCAGGUGAGGUUAUGCAAAGGGUUCACCCCUAGUCCCAGGUCAAAGCAAUCUUGCCAGACACUGAGCUGUGCUCUGGGUGCCCAGCAAGGUGCCUGCAGGGGAAGGGUUGGGUCCUUCUCCUCAAGCCUCUGACAGCUGGGCAGGCCACAGAAGCAGAGCACAGCAACACUUGUGUGCCAGCGGCACAGGCCCUGCGCUCCCACCCAAGCAGGCCUCUCUACUGUGAAUGCUUUACAAUUAAAGAGGUAUUUUUCUAGA
Molecule: messenger RNA, 1086 nt
Organism: Pogoniulus pusillus (Red-fronted tinkerbird)
Lineage: Eukaryota; Metazoa; Chordata; Aves; Piciformes; Lybiidae
Gene: THPO
Product: thrombopoietin
Exons: 5
Coding region: 233-835 (200 amino acids)
Biological process (GO): positive regulation of ERK1 and ERK2 cascade; cell population proliferation; positive regulation of hematopoietic stem cell proliferation
Cellular component (GO): extracellular region
Molecular function (GO): cytokine activity; hormone activity
Source: RefSeq, a predicted model, not a curated record